AUGCAAUCAUGUUACAAGGGUUUGUUCAUUUCAACCUCCCGAACGGUAAGGUUGUCAUGGUUUCCAGUGUGCCGGAGACACUUCAUUAGAAGGAGAAUGGAUGACAUUCAGAAAUGGAUCCAGUGUGGACGAUACCGGGUUUUCGCCUGGUCCAUAGCAGGCAUGGAGACGAGCGUGGUGGUGAAAUCCAACGAUCUGGAGGUGGCCUUUGACAUGGGUUACUCAUCUAGAGAGAGCAUCAGAUGCAGAGAUGUAUUCAUCAGCCACGGCCACAUGGACCACAUCGCGGCAUUGCCUCACCACGCCGCCAAGCGAAGUCUGUUCAGUCUUCCCCGCCCUAACUACUACGUCCCCGCACAUCUCCCCGACCUCAUCCAAUCUGUUGCCCAGGGAUACAAGAGUAUAGAUGAGACGACCACAGCACUGACCAACAUGAGCAUUGUGCCGCUCGGUCCAGAUGAUGUCGCCAAGCUGCCUAAAGGGUACACUGUGAAGUCGUUCCCCACGGUCCACCGCAUCCCUAGCCAGGGCUACAUCGUGUACAAGACGAGCCAGCAGCUGAAGCCAGAGUUCCAGGACCAGCCCGGCACCGACCUGGGCGCCCUACACCGGAGUGGUGUCCAGAUACACGACACCAUUACCACACCAGAGAUAGCCUACCUGGGUGACACGACCUUCGAAGUGUUUCUUUCACCUCCAACCCCUGACCUGUUGAAGGUCAAGGUCAUAAUAACAGAGGCCACAUACAUUGAAGAGACGGCUGGCAAGGAUUAUGUUGAACAGGCUCGGAAACGGGGCCACACGCAUUUGUCCGAAAUUGUGUCCAACUCGCAUUUAUUUGAUGAGGUGGAUAGUGUUGUGAUCAUGCAUUUGUCAGACAAAUACUCCGUUGACUUUAUCAAGGACAGGUGUACCGAAAUGAUUCCGCUGCCAUUUAGGAGAAAAGUCAGAAUUGCGACUCUAGCAAAGGAGAAGACGUCAUGAUGAUAUUUUUGAAUAUUGAGUCGUUUCCUACAACUGCCAUUGUGUCAUUGUCAUCACAGAGCUGCGUAUUUGCAUAAAUACGCAUUAAAUACACUGACAUACACAGACAAAUCAAAUCCUAUCAUAUCAAAUAUGCAAAAAAAACUAUAAAUAAGCUAUUGAAAUAAAAUUAAUGCGUAUAUUACAACUGUUAGAUAAAACAUUUGCGUAUAUUACAACUGUUAGAUAAAAUAAUUGUGUAUCAGGCGAUCGCCAAAUUCACUUACCGACAGUUACAUUCGGAAAAGCAGACAGGUAUAUAGUUAUUAAAUGAUUUACAGAGAUUGUUACGCAACAGGUUUUCAACUUAAAAUACCAAGAUGUCAAGAACCAGGUGGGUAAAAAAAAAUUGAAUACCCAAUCCAAAUCAAACUCCUGGGUAAAAUACACAAAUAACCAAAAAAUUAUCUAUAGCUCUGUCAUCAUGUCAUGUCAUUGUAGGUGUCAUGACGUCAGUGUCAUUGUGUCGGUGUCACUGUCAGUGUGUCGGCAGAGAUCUGUCCAUGAAUCAGUGUGCAAUGUUCACAGCAAACCCACACAGAUAAGUCUUAUAGCAUGUAAAUGAAAAUAUUUCACAAAACUAGGUGUCAGGUUUCAAAUGAUACACAAACAUGUUGAGAGGUGUGAGGUGAAAUUGGGUUUAACGUUGCGUCCAAGAUUAUUGCACUUACAUAGCGACGUGCAUGUACGUGUAUGUGUUUGUGUGGCUGCUUGUACUAGUCCGGACUG
This is a messenger RNA of Haliotis rufescens (red abalone), 1752 nucleotides long. RefSeq names its product nuclear ribonuclease Z-like. The record is from RefSeq and is a predicted model, not a curated record. The transcript is spliced from 4 exons. Bases 1 to 984 code for a protein of 327 amino acids. NCBI's taxonomy places the organism in Eukaryota, Metazoa, Mollusca, Gastropoda, Lepetellida, Haliotidae.